GUUUGCGGAAGUAAUCGCCAAUACUUACCCGCUGUACCUUCCCUGCUUCUUAUGUUGUAGCUGCAUUUUAGACUUCAUCAUGAAUUUACCGAAGGGCCCCGACUCUCUGUGCUUCGACAAGGACGUUUUCAUGAAGGAUGACUUUGACGUGGACCAGUUCGUGGCCGAGUGUCGGAAGCAGGUGCAGCUGGAGGAGAUGAGGGAGGACCUGGAGCUCUACUACAAGUUGCUGAAAACAGCCAUGGUGGAGCUAAUAAACAAGGACUAUGCUGACUUUGUCAACCUCUCCACCAAUCUAGUGGGGAUGGACAAAACCCUCAAUCAGCUUUCCGUGCCACUGGGACAGCUACGCGAGGAGGUCAUGAGCCUGCGGUCGUGCGUCAGCGAGGUGAUACAAGCCAUAGACGCGCAGCUAUCCAAACAGGAAGACCUGCAGAAGAAAAAGGUUUGCGUCCUGAGGCUGAUCCAGGUGGUGCGCUCGGUGGAGAAGAUUGAGAAAAUCCUCAACUCGCAAAACCCCAAAGAGUCCAACUCGUUAGAAAUCAACAGCCCCUUGUUAGCAGGUCAGAUCUUGGAGAGGAUCGCCACCGAGUUCAACCAGCUUCAGUUCCACGCCGUGCAGAGCAAAGGCAUGCCACUGCUGGACAAAGUCAGACCUCGCAUCGCCGGCAUCACUUCCAUGCUGCAGCGCUCCCUGGAGGGUCUGCUCAUCGAGGGUCUGCAGACAUCCAACGUGGACAUGGUGCGACACUGUCUCAGGACGUACGCCACCAUCGACAAGAUGCGAGACGCUGAGGCGCUGGUGGGACAAGUGCUGGUCAAACCCUUCAUGGAUCAGGUGAUUGUGGAGGAGGUGGUCAAGUCCAGUCCCAAUGGUCUCCAGGUGAUGUACUCAAGGCUGCUGGAGUUUGUUCCUCAUCACUGCAGACUCUUGAGAGAAGUGACCGGAGGAGCCAUAUCCAGCGACAAAGCCGACAUCAUUCCCGGCUACGACUUCCUGGUCAACUCGGUGUGGCCCGAGAUGGUGAAAGGCAUCGAGGAGAGGCUGUCUUACCUCUUCAACCCCGGAAACCCCGACAUAUUCUAUGAGCGUUACAGCGCAAGCACAGAGUUUGUACGCCGGUUCGAGCGCCAGUGCAGCUCGCAGGCCAGCGUGAGACGGCUCAGAGCGCACCCGUCAUACGUCGGCUUCCACAAUAAAUGGAACCUGCCCGUAUACUUUCAGCUAAGGUAUAAGGAAAUAGCAGGAAGCCUGGAGAACGCCAUCAGCGACGGAUUACAGGCGGCGCCAGCCGGCAGCGCGUACCACCUUCAGGCGUCGGUGUCGCUGUGGUCUUGCCUGACGCGCUGCUGGGCCGACAAAAUCUACCUGGCGCCGCUGGCUCAUCGCUUCUGGAAGCUCACGCUGCAGCUCUACUCGCGAUACGGAACCUUCCUGGACGAGGUGCUGACCAAGACCACUCUGCCCGAGGUGAGCAAAGAGCCCGCCAGGGCCCUCCCCAGCUCGGCGUCGUCCACCUCCAGCAGGACGUCCGUAGAGGAGACGGGCAGCGAGAGCGGAGGUCCGGCCUCGCUGUCCACCAAAAAGCUAGUCCACAUUGCAGCCGACGUCCAAAAACUACAAGAGCAAUUACCAGAAGUGUCAGAAAUGGCCAGACAGCGGUUGGAAGUCAUCGGGUUCACAAACCUUGUCAUUGUGGAAGAGGCAUUAGCGGACUCCAAAGCGUGCCUGUCCAGCAGCAUCCCCGCCCUCAGCACCCGCAUGACCGACCACCUGAGCGAACGCAGCUGCCGCUUCCUGAAGAGCGCGUCCGAGGUGCCGCGACUCUACCGCAGGACUAACAAGGGGGCGCCCGUGCGAGCGUCGGCGUACAUGGACAACGCCUUGCAGCCGUUGCAUCAAUUGCUGACCGACUCGACGGGCCUGGUGGACGCGGCUACGGCGCGACAGUGGCUGAGAGUGACUCUUUCGGAAUGCACGCAGAGGUACUAUGAGACCAUUUCUGAGGUUCUGAGCUCGGUGAGGAAGAUGGAGGAGAGUCUGAAGCGACUGAAGCAAGCCAGGAAGGGCGCCGCCGCCGCUGCUGGUGGCGGCGGCGGCAGCGCGGCCGGAACCAACGGCGCCCCGUCGGACGACACCAAGAUCCGCCUGCAACUGGCUCUAGAUGUGGAGUACCUGGGGGAACAGAUACAGAAGAUGGGCCUGGACCCGGCAGACAUCUCCAUGUUCUCCACACUGAUGGAGCUGGUGAAAGAAGCCAGAGAUCUCGCUGAGCACAACCCCUGACAAAAAUAAAACAAGAUAACUGCCGCGCAGGGUUUGGGAAUGGGUUCACAAUGAUGUUCGAUCAGGAAGAUCAAGGACAUUUUAAUAGAUAUUGUAAAGCCAAAGUGCACGCAGAAUGUGCAACUGUGAUUGGAUCGUGUAUAAUGUAUAUGUAUACAUGAAUACGCAUACGAAGUGGCUGGACGAGAUGAGCCGAAUCAUCGUGGGUGCUGUUCUACGCAAACGUGUGGACUGGUCAUAUUGUGUUCUGCAAGAAACUGACUAUUUAUACCGCGUAUUGAAAUGAGCUCGGCAGUGAAAUAAAUACUUACAAUUUGUGUCAUCGGGUCCUAGUACAAUGACUUAGUACAGUAUUACUGUAGUGCUUGUGCAACACUGCACUCAUUUCUGCUGUUUAGUUUAUGGAGAUUACGGUGGUUCUCAAACUUUUUACACCAAGUACUACCUGAAGGAAACAAAUACUCAGCUUUCCAAGUACCACCUUCACAACUGAAAUACAAUUAUGACGUGUUUAUCAAAAAAGACUACACUAAAAAGUGUUUUUGGUUACUGUAAUGUUAAUGCAGCUCUUUAAUAUAUAUAAAUAUAAAAAGACAAACUAAAGGAUUCAAUUCAAUGAAUAUCUAUUGUACAUAAGAGUUGAAAAUUGUACCUCAAUAAAUGAUU
Molecule: messenger RNA, 2953 nt
Organism: Phycodurus eques (leafy seadragon)
Lineage: Eukaryota; Metazoa; Chordata; Actinopteri; Syngnathiformes; Syngnathidae
Gene: cog2
Product: component of oligomeric golgi complex 2
Exons: 18
Coding region: 80-2287 (735 amino acids)
Biological process (GO): intra-Golgi vesicle-mediated transport; Golgi organization; protein transport
Cellular component (GO): membrane; COG complex
Source: RefSeq, a predicted model, not a curated record